Messenger RNA from Aspergillus clavatus NRRL 1, 1161 nucleotides. RefSeq lists its product as uncharacterized. Bases 1 to 1161 code for a protein of 386 amino acids. The record is from RefSeq and is a predicted model, not a curated record. The transcript is spliced from 3 exons. NCBI's taxonomy places the organism in Eukaryota, Fungi, Ascomycota, Eurotiomycetes, Eurotiales, Aspergillaceae.
AUGGCCAAUGAAGAUUCUUUACAGCCAUGGGUGACGGCCACCACCGUGUCGGUGACGGUGCUCGCCUUUGUCAUGGUCUGUCUGCGACUGUUGGCCCGGUGUGAGAGGAAACAGAAACUGUGGUGGGAUGACUGGAUGAUCGUAUGGUCCAUGGGCUGGAAUCUUGUGGUCGUCGGCUUCAUCUUCGCCAUGGUCAAGGAAGGCAUGGGACUACAUGCCGACACGAUCCCCAUCCAUAACAAUGUGAUGAUUGCCAAAUUCCUUCUCGUCGCCGAGAUUCUCUACGUCUUCAACCUCGUCUGGACCAAGCUCAGCAUUCUGUUCAUGUACUACCGCAUCUUCCACUUCCCCUACUUCAAGCGGUGGGCCUACAUCAUCGGCACCUUUGUCAUUCUCUGGGUCAUCUGCAUCACCUUUCUAUUUGUCUUCAUCUGUGUCCCCGUCCAGAAGCUCUGGUAUCCUGAUCUGCCGGGUCGCUGCAUCAACCAGGUCGGAACCUGGAUCGCCAAUGCCGUGUCGACCAUUGUCACCGAUCUAGCCAUCUUGUUUCUGCCUAUGCCGCAGGUCUGGAAGCUCCAAUUGCGGCCGUCGGAAAAGGUGGCCUUGACAGUCGCCUUUGGCCUAGGAUUCUUUGUCGUCUUCGCCUCGGCCUAUCGCUUCAGCGUCCUCUUCUCUUACAGCCCCCUUGAUCCCUCGUACACACUCGCCCCCACCGUCGGAUGGACUGCGAUCGAGAUGUCUGCUGGCAUUGUCUCCGCCUGCCUGCCAGCCUUGCGGCCCGCCCUUCAGUGCAUUGUCCGCGCGCUGGGCAUUCAAAGUGCCAUGCCGGCCCUGUUCCGCAGCCGGACCAGCCCCAUGUCCAAGACUGGUGAGUCUAGUCCCAGUCAGAACGGCUUAGCCAACAACGGUGCGGGCACUGGGCUGGGCCUUUCGCAACACAGUCGGCGACACUCCUUCUAUCAUCUUCCCGACGAAAUCGACUCGGCGGGGAACGGCAUGACACCCGAGCAGCUGGAUGCGUCUCUGCGACCGGAGUAUGACCAUGUCCACAUGGUCACCAACGUACUGGGACCGAGAGGCAAGGAUGUGGAUCGUAACAGUGAUGAAAUUCCUUUGCAUGGCAUCCGUGUACAGAAGGACUUUACCAAGGUCAACCAGUGA